Messenger RNA from Austrofundulus limnaeus, 2345 nucleotides. It is a transcript of the gene syn2a, whose product is annotated as synapsin IIa. The coding region runs from base 285 to 1706 and encodes 473 amino acids. Gene Ontology annotation, molecular function: ATP binding. The transcript has 11 exons. The record is from RefSeq and is a predicted model, not a curated record. Lineage: Eukaryota; Metazoa; Chordata; Actinopteri; Cyprinodontiformes; Rivulidae. Gene Ontology annotation, cellular component: synaptic vesicle; synaptic vesicle membrane. Gene Ontology annotation, biological process: neurotransmitter secretion.
GGAGAGGGAGGAGAGGAGGAUGGAGAGGCGAGGCAGAGCAUCAUGCGCCGUGCUGGAGGAAGAAGGGGAUUGGUUGAGCGUCACUGAAUGAGGGAGCGCUCUGAGGAUGCUCUGUGAAGCUGGGAGGGAGUACAUACGGUAGGAGUUUACACGGAGACCCCCACCCACCCCCAUCUGCCUUCACCAGCCCCACACUCAGACCCAGAAGUCCCUCCGCAGAAUCGUUUUCUUUAUUUGUGCCCAUCCCCUGCACUCCCAGAGCUCCACGGAUCCCCUCUGCAGCCAUGAAUUACCUGCGCCGGCGUCUCUCGGACAGCACCUUCAUCUCCAACCUGCCCAACGGCUACAUGACUGACCUCCAGAGGCCCGAUGCUCCGGCUCAGGCUCAGGCUCAGGCUCCUCCACCCCCUGCUUCCUCCACCCCGGCCAAGUCCCCCACAGCUGGGCCCGUGCCGCCGGCCGCCUCCCCUGCUCCUGAUAGAAAACCUCAGCCCUCACAGUCCAGCGGGUCGGGCUUCUUCAGCUCCAUCACUAAUGUGGUUAAGCAGACAGCCGCCUCAGCGGGGCUCGUGGAGCAGACCCAAGUCACGACACCUAAGAAGUUCAAGAUUCUCCUGGUGAUCGACGAGCCACAGCAGGAGUGGGCGAAAUUAUUCAGAGGAAAGAAAGUACACGGGGAUUACGACAUCAAAGUGGAGCAGGCGGAAUUCAAUGAGAUCAAUGUUGUGGCUCACGCCAACGGAGUCUGCAGCGUGAACAUGCAAGUCCUCCGAAAUGGCACCAAGGUUGUCAGAUCCUUCAAGCCAGACUUCGUUCUCAUUCGCCAACACGCCUUCAGUAUGACCCAGAAUGAAGAUUUUCGCAACCUGAUCAUCGGUCUGCAGUACGGAGGCGUCCCGAGCAUCAACUCCCUCGAGUCCAUCUAUAAUCUUUGUGACAAGCCGUGGGCAUUUGCUCAGCUUAUCAACACGUGCAGGAAACUAGGGGCUGAGAAGUUCCCUCUCAUUGAACAGACCUUUUACCCAAACUACAAGGAGAUGGUAAGCAUGCCAUCGUUUCCUGUUGUUGUAAAGAUUGGACACGCCCACUCCGGAAUGGGCAAGGUGAAGGUGGACAAUCACAGUAAGUUCCAGGACAUAGCCAGUGUCGUGGCCCUCACCCAGACCUACACCGUCACAGAGCCUCUCAUCGACUCUAAAUACGACAUCAGAAUCCAGAAGAUCGGCACUGACUACAAAGCCUACAUGAGAACAUCCAUAUCUGGUAACUGGAAGACCAACACGGGCUCUGCUAUGCUUGAACAGGUGGCCAUGACUGAUCGGUACAAGCUGUGGGUCGACACCUGCUCUGAGAUUUUCGGAGGUCUGGACAUUUGUGCAGUUAAAGCAAUCCAUGGGAAAGACGGCAGAGAUUACAUCACCGAGGCCGUUGGUUCCUCCAUGCCGCUGGUUGGAGAGCACCAGGCUGAGGACCGGCAGCUGAUCACUGAGUUGGUUUUGGCAAAACUGAACCAGUUAGUGGAGAGAGAAGCUAAUGCUCCUCAGAGACCCACCACCAUACAACCAUCCCAGGGAGCUGGUCAGAAGGGCGAGGUCACUGGCGAGCUCACCAAGAACGGCGCCGGGCGUCCACCUCAAGGUUGCUUGCAGUAUAUUCUCGACUGUAACGGCGUCGCUGUGGGUCCAAAACCAGUCCAGGCCAACUGAAGAGACCCCGGGGAGGAGGAGCAGUACCGUCAGAGCCCAGGGGACGGAGUGAACCUGAGCCCAACACAAGUACCGACGUGUUUUGUGUGGAUGCUGCCAGCUGUAGGGUCAGAUCUUUAAAAAGGGAGGGAGGAAACCGGCCUGGACUGUUUUAGUUUUGAACUCUAUGCAGUGUCCAGUCGUACCGUCUAACCUGUUCACCUGUUGGUUUGUGUACUCACCUGUGUUCUAGUAGCUGUGGGGAUUUUUGUUUUGUUUCUGUUUGGAUCUGUUGUUGAUAAUGUGUAAAAUGAAGAUUGUGCCUACACUGAGUUCAGUGCUGCUCUCUGGUUCCUGUUUGACCCUGCUAUGAACUUUUCAUUUGCUCAGUGGUUUGGUUUAACUUUAAUUUAUUUUUUUAUUUGAUGUGUACUUCUAGAUAUCUCUUGAACUUUGGAACAUUCUGUAUAUGCUAAUAUGUGUAAGGAUAAGUGGGUGUGUAUGGCUGUAGUGGUGAUUAUUUUCUUACUAAUAUACAGUAGAUAUUUAUUUUUUGUUUUUGCAUGAUCGGUUCAAAGCCAGGUGCAGGUCAGUUAUAAGCGUCUGACCGAGUGGUAUGUUUAAUAUCUAACAUGGCUGUGUUCCUUGUGAGUCAUGCAU